This is a messenger RNA of Bombus impatiens (common eastern bumble bee), 1705 nucleotides long. RefSeq names its product DNA translocase FtsK (gene Cpr97Ea). The record is from RefSeq and is a predicted model, not a curated record. NCBI's taxonomy places the organism in Eukaryota, Metazoa, Arthropoda, Insecta, Hymenoptera, Apidae. Gene Ontology annotation, cellular component: chitin-based extracellular matrix. The transcript has 2 exons. Gene Ontology annotation, molecular function: structural constituent of chitin-based larval cuticle. Bases 136 to 1068 code for a protein of 310 amino acids.
AGAGGGCAAGAGGGGGGUAGGAACGGGGGACCCCAGUAAGGUAUAUGAGGGCCUCAGUUCGAGCAACCGCUGGUACUCUAGCCUCGCUGCCUACUUACAUUCACACACACUAACACACCAACCACCUGGAACACAAUGCGCACGGUCGCGACGGUACUAUUACUGGUAGCUGCCAUACUAGUUGUAUCGGCUCAGCAAUACCAGCAACCAGAUGCCAACUACGUAGACGAAUACUCAGCAUACGAGUCUCCAAGACCGACUCAUCCGACUCCCCGAAGUUAUGCCGCUAAUUCGGCGCCAAAUCGGCAAUCGGCUGGCCCCACAACCCCGAAACCAACCCCGGUGGCCAUCCUGAAGCAGAUCAACAGGCACAACGAGGACGGCUCGUAUACGUACGGGUUCGAAGGCGCGGAUGGGUCUUUUAAGAUCGAGACGAAACUACCAACCGGAGAAGUGAAGGGUAAAUACGGAUUCGUCGAUGACACCGGCAAAGUACGUGUAGUCGAAUAUGGAGCGAAUCAAUACGGUUUCCAACCCGCUGGCGAGGGUAUCACGGUCGCACCACCGACUCUGGUCGACGACACUACCAGUAAGGAAGCUCUGCAAGCACAAAACUACCAAGAGGAGUACCAACAACCGGCUGCCAGACCUGCGCCACUUCGAGCAGUCGCGCCUGCGCCAGCACCUCGCCCUGCACCCCUUCAACAGAUUCAAUACGGACAGCCAGCUUACCAACAGCCCCAAACUCACACCGAAGCCGUCUAUUCACCGCAACUGGCGCCCAGACAGCAGCCAAGUCUUCCGAAACCGCCAAUUUUCACGCCUGCUGCUCCUCAAUCUCCCCUCACUAAACAAACCACUCUCCUUCAACCUGAAGAACCAGCGCCGCCAUCUCAAUUGUAUAAUCAGGGACCAGCCCAGUUUGGCCCUGCUCCUGUUCAAGAACACCGUUCCCAGCCACAACCUCGUAGCCAAAGCGGCGGCAUCCUUGAUCAAUUAGCUAGGGAUUAUGCUUUGCCACAGGGCGUCGCACCACCGUUGCACGACAUCAGCUUCGGUUAUUACUAGAUCCUCUAGUCCCUCCCGUGUUCGUCAGGGUGGUUCCCGUGCGUUUUGAUCUGUCCGUAUUGUCUGAAGACGCGAUGCUUCGAUGGCGCACCCUUUUCGCCGUGAUCGCGGCGUGGCCCAUCGGUGACGAUGGGUGGCACUGUGAUUCGUACGUCGCGCGUCGAUUAUUACCGAAGAGAAUAUCGAGAAUUUAAGGCACAUUGCAAUUGCAGCGAGGAAAUUGAAUCGAAAUCGAUAAUUUGAUUAUUGUUUCUAUUUUCUUCAUUGAUAUCUUUUUUCUUUUUGUAAAAUAAGAGAAUAAGGUGAAGGUUCUUGAGUUUUUCUUCGGUAAUAAACAAAUCGUUGUCAUGGCUGCCUACCGAGUCGAACUUUUGUUUCUUUCGAUGAAGGUACGAAUCCAUUCUUGCCAUUGGAAUCAAAUGUGAUAAGCAUGUUUGAUGAAACGUGCAGUGGAAAUGUAAAGAAUGAUCUCUAAGUAUUUGUUCAGAAUAAUUAUUAGUAACGAAACCUAUAUCGAAUGGAAUCAUUUUAUCUCUUUUUUAAACUUUAUUUCUCCAAUCAGGAUCUUCUAAGGAGAGAUUUCGAAAGGUCAAGGAUUCUUUCAUUUCCGUAUCGCGAAUAGACUUUUCACGUAAAA